AUGUCGCUCGGUCCGCCAGAGGUGGCGCCUGUCUUGUCGACUCCGGACACACAUGUCUUUGAGGAUCCGACUCCGGCCAUCGACCCUUCGCUCGUGCGAACCUUCUCGGACGAACAAUUAUACCUCACCUACGAGAUCAAGAGGACCGUCCAAGAAAUCCGACAUGGGAAAUACAAGAAGAUAGCUCUUCAGUUCCCGGAUCAUAUGUUGACAGAUGCGCCGAGGGUCUUCGAAGCAUUGCAGAAAGAGCUUGAUCUACAGAAAAAGAAUGAGGACGUGACUGAAGCUUUGGACAAGGUUUCGCUGGAUUCUGAGAGAGAGAGAUUGUGCAUCUUGGGUGACACUUCAUACGGUGCAUGCUGUGUUGAUGAGGUCGCUGCUGAGCAUGUCUCUGCCGAGGUCGUUGUACACUACGGCCGCACCUGCCUUUCUCCUACACAAAGACUGCCCGUCAUCUAUGUCUUUACCUUCCGCCCGCUUGAUCUGGAUGCCGUAGUCGCCAGCUUCCAGAAGACAUACCCGGAGAAAGACCACAAAGUAGUCUUGAUGGCCGACAUUCCUUAUUCCGAACACGUCCAACCUCUGCAGUCUGCCCUCGAGAAGGUCGGCUACACCAACCUCUUUUCCACCUCCGUCGUACAUAACCCCUCGUCCUUGUUGCCUAACCGCACAGUCCCUGCUGGCGUAGAUGAGGAUGCCACCGUUCUUCGCGACUACUCGCUCUUCCACAUCUCCGAGCCUCCGACCUCCCUCCUUCUCAACCUCACCUCUCGCGUCGCUUCCAUUGACAUCUACCCUACCAUCUCUGAAGGUUCCGAGGCCCCUCAAGCCAUGUCAGCCUCGACUGCUCAGAUCCUCCGUCGCCGAUAUGCUCUCGUCACAAACCUCAGCACUGUCUCAGUCUUUGGUAUCCUGAUCAACACUCUUUCAGUCAAGAAUUAUAUGGAAGCUUUGGCACAUGUUCAGGACCUCAUCACCCGCGCUGGUAAGAAGUACUACACUUUCGUUGUGGGCAAGGUCAAUGCCGCCAAGAUUGCAAACUUUUCCGAGGUUGAUGGUUGGGUCAUCAUUGGUUGUUGGGAGAGCAGUUUGAUCGAGAGCAAGGACUUCUGGAAGCCCAUCAUCACGCCCUUCGAGUUGGCUCUGGCUCUCACCGAUGAACGCGACCGUAUCUGGACUGGAGAGUGGAACAGUGAUUUCCAGUCACUGCUAGGCAAGAAGACUGUCGUUCGCGGCGAAGGUACUCGCGACGAUGAGUCCGACGAGCAAGAUGGUGAAGGCAUCAAUGACGACUCAGACUCGGAGUCAGAAGCACCCGUCUUCGAUCUCCGAACUGGACGCUACGUCUCGCAAAGUCGUCCCAUGGCGCGACCUUCCGCUUCUGCUUCGAAUAAGACUGCUGCCAACAGUCUCAUCAAGCGUGCUAACGGUGAUCUCGCCCAAAUCGGUGGCGAGGUCUCUCCUGCUGCAGAAUACUUGCGCAGCAAGCGUACAUGGCAGGGCUUGGGCACUGACUAUGAAAUCGUAUACGACUACGACGAAGAAGGCAAGAUCAAGGGCGCAGCCAUGGAAGAAGGCCGUGGUGGUGUCGCCCGAGGAUAUGUGGUUGGUGACUCUGAGCGCUCAUGA
Molecule: messenger RNA, 1629 nt
Organism: Aureobasidium pullulans EXF-150
Lineage: Eukaryota; Fungi; Ascomycota; Dothideomycetes; Dothideales; Saccotheciaceae
Product: diphthamide biosynthesis protein
Exons: 1
Coding region: 1-1629 (542 amino acids)
Biological process (GO): protein histidyl modification to diphthamide
Molecular function (GO): 2-(3-amino-3-carboxypropyl)histidine synthase activity
Source: RefSeq, a predicted model, not a curated record